AUGUCCGAGCCAAAUAAUCCAUUCGCUGGGUUGUUAGGUGCUUCUGAAGUGUCUUCAACUGCUAUUGAAUCAACUCAUGUUGAGGAUAACGCAGCAUUUCCGAAUAAUUCCAAAGUAACACCAGCCGACGAGGACACUGACACAGUAAAUAACAUUGCUGAAAACGUUUUCCACUUUACGAUUAAUCCUAAUGCUGGGCAAGGAUAUCCAGUGGGAGACAGACAAUUAGUUUUUUUGGAGGAAUUGGCACAAGCAACUAAGCCACAAGUGUAUUUAGAUUUGGAAGCCUUGGAGCAGGCAUUGUUUGAACGCUUGCUUCUUCCAAAUAUUGAACAAUCUGUUAUACCAAAAGGGAGCUUAGUUUUCAAAGAACAUGUUGUGCAGAAGCAAGUUUUCCAAUAUUUGUUCAGUUCAAUUCAGAAUCUUCAAAGUUAUGAGCAUGUAAAUACUCCAGUUGUGAAGAAUGCUGUUCAACGCAUGAAGGAACUUAUAUUAAGAAAUGCAGUGACAGCGCUGAAGCAGCCAGCAUUGUUUGAAGGACAAGAUUUUACUAUACAACUUUUAGAACUUUUAAAGCAUGUAGACCCACAGAGUCAUACAUUUUUCAUAGAUGUAGUAAAAGCUUUUAUGGCAGAUGGUGACCCAAGCUCCCAGGAACAGUUAAGAGAUGUCAUGAUACUAGUAUUAAAAAGGAUCCAUGUAGAUGUGAAUAAAUCUAAUCUAAUAAAUUUACCCAUUUAUGUAUUGCCGUCUAUACAGCUUUUUGCUAGCAACCAAUGGCUAGCCCCUAUUCUACUGGAGGCGAUCGAACCUAGAAAUGAAACCAAUGGUAGGUUCUACCAGGAUUCUGUGGUUGGAGCGCUGCUGUCACUUUCAGUUCUUCCCAGAAAUGCAUCAGCAAGAAGUGACUUCUUUGAUAAUCCGGUAGAUCAGGCUGCAGCGUCAAUGAUAGAGACAUCAGUUUGGAAUGCCUCAUCACACCUAACAAACAACUUACAUAGGAUAUUCCUAACAAUCCUCAAGAGUGGACCACAUCUAAGAAACCGUCUAUUAACGUGGAUUGGCAAAUGUUUGAAGUCAAAUGUUGGUAGAGGGAAAUUAUGGAAUGUACAGCAUGGAGAAGCGAGUGCGACAUCUUUAACCACAGUGUCAGAUGGUUUUAUGCUAAAUUUAGGAUCAGUGUUACUGCACUUAUGCCAACCAUUCUGCAAUUCUGCUGAUGACCCAAAGGCACUCAAGAUUGAUCCUACUUAUGGAGCUGUUUUGCCUGAAGAAAGUGUGGCCAAAUGCGUGCAUUUGGACUGUUUACACAAUGAGACGUGCUUACUGCCAGCGAGAGUGACAGAUGAUGACCAGCCAGUCAAGCGGCCUACCGCUAACAGUUACAACUUUGUCACCGAGUGCUUCUUCAUGACACAAAAGUGCAUUGAUUUAGGCGUCCGAGUGUGUGCAGAGAAGUUAUGGCGUUGUGGCCAGGAGCUGGGCCAGGCGCAGCGCGCGCUCGCAGACGUGGCGGCCGGCGCGCACCACCUCGUCGAGCCCAUGCGACAACGGACGGAACAUCUCAUGACCAAAUUCAUGAGUCUCCGCUGUGCCUUACUGGAGAAGGAUAUGUUGACAAACUUAAAUCGGCUGCAAGCGACAACUUGUACGUGGUUAGUGCAAGUAGCGAUCCGACCAAAUGAUAACACGUCACAGCAGUGCUACGCUCCUAUAACCACUAUGGCCGUACAAAUGCCCAUUACUAGCCCAGCGCCUGAUACUUUAAGAUGUGUCCCGGAAUUUGUGUUGGAGAACAUAGUGGUCCUGAUAACGAUGGCGCGCCGCACGGUGGGCGCCAUCACGGAGGAGGCAGACAUCGCGGGACUACUGCGGCCCGCGCUCACACUCGUACUCACCUUCAUGGGGGACUCCGCUAGGACGUAUAACCCACAUCUAAGGGCGCGACUAGCAGAAUGUUUGGAAGCGAUGUUGCCCAACCAUCCUGAAGACCAGCAGCCAUUGAGCAGCUUAGCAUCCUUCUACAGAGAACAACUCUUCAAGGAGCACCCACAUCGAAUGCAGCUAGUACCCUGUCUCCUGGACGUGUUCGUGGGUAUCGAGAUGACGGGUCAGAGCGUUCAGUUCGAACAGAAGUUCAACUACCGCCGCCCCAUGUACCUCGUCAUGGACUUCCUAUGGGAAAUGGAAGAACACAGAUUUGCAUUUACGCAACUAGCGAAAGAAGCAGAAUCCAACAUGGAGGCUGUCCACCCACCGAUAUUCUUACGUUUCGUCAACUUGCUGAUGAAUGAUGCCAUCUUCUUACUAGACGAGGCCCUCGGGAACAUGGCGCAGAUACGCACAAUGCAGACUGCACAACAAUCAGGCGCAUGGGCGAACUUACCAUCACAGGAGCGUGCGCAGAAUCUAUCAAACUUAUCUCACAUCGGAAUGUUGGCUCGUUUCGACAACAUAUUGGGUCGCGACACUAUACGCACACUCGUCCGCCUCACUGCGCACGCGCCAUACGUCUUCUGCCAUCCUACACUUGUAGAACGCAUCGCGUCCAUGCUCAACUACUUCCUAUUACAUCUUGUUGGACCUAAUAAGAAGAAUUUUAAGGUGAAAGACAUGAAGGAGUACGAGUUCGAGCCAGCCAGUACAGUGCUGGACAUCUGUCGCAUGUACGUGGAGUUGGGCAGUAACGAGCGGUUCUGUGCCGCGGUAUCAGACGACGGCCGGUCAUACUCGCCGCAAUUGUUCACACUCGCUGAGGCUGUGCUAGCGCGCAUCGGAGGUGGUGGUCUAAUAGGAUCACUGCGGGAAGUGGCAGCUUGUGUGCAGAAGUUCGCAGUGCAGCGACAGCGAGAUGAAGAGAUUCUCGCGAACGCACCUGAAGAGUUCCUUGACCCCAUCAUGAGCACACUUAUGAUGGACCCUGUGAUACUGCCCAGUUCACGGACCACUGUUGAUAGGACCACUAUCGCACGACAUCUCCUGAGUGAUCAAUCGGAUCCGUUCAACCGCUCGCCGCUGUCCAUGGAUCAAGUAAAAUCCAACACGGAACUUAAAGAGAGGAUCCAAGCGUGGAUAGCUCAACAGAAGCAGAAUAUUGCUCAAACCACGACCAGUAGUGAAUAG
Molecule: messenger RNA, 3123 nt
Organism: Spodoptera littoralis (African cotton leafworm)
Lineage: Eukaryota; Metazoa; Arthropoda; Insecta; Lepidoptera; Noctuidae
Source: the annotation of a GenBank genome assembly